CCAAAACCCGCUGCUGUGAUUGGCUGAGACGACGUUCAUUUAUAUCUAGGUCAGAGGUAGUGGUCAAACUGCUCUGCUGUCAUAACAAUGCUGCUCAAUAAGGUGCUCAGAGCCACUGUGCGGUCUGGGAUCCGGCUGCAGAGUUCCAGUACCGCAGCCAAUGCUAAAGCACCAUCCAGCGACCACUCGGCAUCUCCCGGCUACUCAUUCGAGCUGACAGAGCAGCAGAAAGAGUUCCAGGAGCUGGCGAGGAAGUUUGCACGUGAAGAAAUUGUCCCUGUUGCAGCGGCUUAUGACAAAAGUGGUGAAUAUCCUGUCCCCGUCAUCAAGAAAGCAUGGGAGCUUGGUCUGUUAAACGGUCACAUCGCAGAGGAGUACGGUGGAAUGGGCUUGUCAAUCUUCGACACCUGCCUCAUCACAGAAGAGUUGGCUUUUGGCUGCACAGGAGUACAGACGGCUAUUGAGGCAAACUCUCUCGGACAAAUGCCUGUUAUUCUUGCUGGCAAUGAAGCGCAAAAGAGGAAAUACCUGGGAAGAAUGACUGAGGAGCCUCUGAUGUGUGCGUACUGUGUCACAGAGCCGGGGGCGGGCUCUGACGUUGCAGGGCUCAAGACCCGAGCUGAGAAGAAGGGUGAUGAGUAUGUUGUUAACGGCCAGAAGAUGUGGAUCACCAACGGUGGUAAAGCUAACUGGUACUUCCUCCUGGCCCGAACUAAUCCAGAUCCUAAAUGUCCAACCGGCAAAGCUUUUACUGGCUUCAUUGUGGACGCAGACACUCCAGGAAUUCUAGUAGGAAGGAAGGAGAUGAACAUGGGCCAGAGGUGUUCUGAUACAAGAGGCAUCACUUUUGAGGAAAUGAGGAUACCGAAGGAGAACGUCCUGAUCGGAGAGGGAGCUGGCUUCAAAAUCGCCAUGGGCGCCUUCGACAAGACUAGGCCACCAGUUGCAGCAGGAGCCACUGGCCUGGCGCAGAGAGCACUUGAGGAAGCUACCCAUUAUGCACUGGAGAGGAAGACCUUCGGCAAAGCUAUUGCUGAGCACCAAGCCGUGUCAUUCCUCCUCGCUGAGAUGGCGAUGAAGGUGGAGCUGGCCAGGUUGGCAUACCAGCGGGCCGCUUGGGAAGUGGACCAGGGUCGUAGAAACACCUACUACGCCUCCAUUGCCAAGGCCUUCGCCGGAGACAUCGCCAACCAGGUGGCCUCUGAUGCUGUUCAGGUAUUCGGAGGCAACGGCUUCAACAGCGAAUACCCAGUGGAGAAACUGAUGAGAGAUGCUAAGAUUUACCAGAUCUACGAGGGCACUGCCCAAAUCCAAAGACUCAUCGUUGCCCGUGAACACCUGGGCAGGUUCAAGAAAUGAGCGCUGCAAACCUGAGAAAACUCGUCCUUAUUCUAACGUACUUUGUUAUAACUUUUCUAUAUAAACACAGUUUCUGGGAAAAAGAAUAUCCAUCACUUCAACUCAGUAUACAGAUGCAGAAUGUUGUUUGCCUUAACAUCAUUUCAUCCUGCCUUGCUUAUUCAGACUAAUCCAGACUGAAUUUGUGGACUGUGGUCCACCUUGCUACAGAGAUCUUGUAACUUAUUCCAGAUGCAGCUAUGAACAGCAGCCUUAUUUUCCCUGAAUUCAGGGUCACAACCUUUACCGCCCUCCAUAAUGCCAUAAUCCAUUAAGUUAGCAUAUUUCUAGUCAACUCAUUAAAUCAGCAAAUAUUGUGAUGUAAUAUUUGCGUUCAGAUGAUCAUGAGUCUUUGGUAGAUAUGUAAUUAGACCAGAGAAAAAGCAACUUCAAUGCAAGACAGAUAUAAAGUAAACUGCUGUUGGCAGGAUGUGUUUUUAAUUUAAAAUGUAUUUUUAAAUUAAAUAUGUCAACUGAUUUACUUUUUGCUAGUUGUCCAUUUGCCGUAUCAUAACAAUGAAUGUCAUAAGUGCAGUAAAGGUGGAAAUGAUGGACUUGAAACGUUGAUGGUGGCUACCCAAACGCAUAUUAUUAGUCAUGUUUUUUGCCCUAAAUGUGUUUAAAUUGAGCAUGUAAUAUCAAAUCAUAUAAAUCCAUUUUCACCAGAACAUCUAAAGAGACAUAGAAAUUAGUAUUAAAUGGUUUAUUAAACAGUUUUAAAAAUUAAAAAUUGCAUGGUGUCAGAAAAUGUCUUUCUGCCUGCUUCAGCCCUGUGAUCAAUAAAGUCCUGAACAACU
Scomber scombrus (Atlantic mackerel) is the source of this 2195-nucleotide messenger RNA. It is a transcript of the gene acadm, whose product is annotated as acyl-CoA dehydrogenase medium chain. The record is from RefSeq and is a predicted model, not a curated record. The transcript is spliced from 12 exons. The coding region runs from base 88 to 1359 and encodes 423 amino acids. Gene Ontology annotation, cellular component: mitochondrion. Gene Ontology annotation, biological process: fatty acid beta-oxidation; medium-chain fatty acid catabolic process. Lineage: Eukaryota; Metazoa; Chordata; Actinopteri; Scombriformes; Scombridae. Gene Ontology annotation, molecular function: medium-chain fatty acyl-CoA dehydrogenase activity; flavin adenine dinucleotide binding.